GCUCUUCUUGGCCCUUCCCGGCUCUUCCUGGUUGAUCUCGGCACUUCCCAGAUGAUCCCUCAGUCCUGAUGAUCUCAUAGAGCAGGAGGAGGAUGAAGAUGGCGAUGAAUUUGGCAUUUCUGCCUCUCCUGGCUGCGGUCUUGACCCUGUGCUCGAGCCAGAUGGGUAACGAUCCUGGUCAGAAUUCCCGCCAGAAUUCCGGCGAGGAUUCCCACCAGAAUUCCCCCCAGGAUUCCUUCUGGGAUGUCGGAGCUUUCCCCUGGAUCUCCCCUCGGGGUUCCCACCGUGGUUCCGGUACCCCGAGGCUCCUCCCGGCACCGGUGCUGCUCCGGCUGCCCCCCAAGCACAAACCCUUCCGGAUGCGCUGCCUGGCCCCACCAGGCUUCUCCAUUGGCAGCUUCGAGCUCCUCCAGGAAAUCUCAGGGAUCUUUGUACAGAAUAUUGUCGUCAUUACCAACCAGGGCUGGGCCGAUUUUCCCCUGUCCAGAGCUGCUGUCUGCUUCCGCUGCCGGUACCAGAGCCACAACGGCAGCACGUGGCUGGAGUCGGAGCUGAGCCCUGCCAUCGGGAGCUCUGAUUUGGGCGAUGCUGAGUGUCAGCCCGCAUCACUACUGCCAGGACCUCACAGAACGAUCCUUCCUGGCUCCUCCCAGUGUUGGUCGUUGGGCUGCUGCUGCUGCUGGGGGCUGUGGUCAUAAUCUGGCGAUGUUGGAGGGGGUCUCGGAACCCCUGGGGGGCUCAGUGCCCAGGAGGAGCUCCUGAAAGGCAGAUGCGGAGAGUCCUGCCCUGCUGCCCUGCUGCCCUGCUGCCCUGCUAAGGCCGGACCCUCCACGCCAGCACCAGGACUCCGUGACCCCAGAUCCCCAAAUCCACCCGGACCCUUCAAUCGCACCUCGGAGCCCCCACAGUCUACACCCCCGCACCUCCUGUUCCAGCAGAACUUCCCUUGGUCCCCGCGCGACGCCGCUAUUCCCAUGAGGGGUCCCCGGGUCCCAGUUGUCCCUCUCACCUUCCCGGUGAGGACACGGAGCCGGGAGCGCAUCCCGGUGUCCCAGAUCCGGUCACCGGGAGCCCUCCUGGCGGACCCUCCGCCCCCUCUUGGUCCUGCCUGGGCUCCAGCACAUUGUCUUAAAUAAAGCUGUUGCAUUGCCG
Molecule: messenger RNA, 1152 nt
Organism: Zonotrichia leucophrys gambelii
Lineage: Eukaryota; Metazoa; Chordata; Aves; Passeriformes; Passerellidae
Exons: 3
Coding region: 93-698 (201 amino acids)
Source: RefSeq, a predicted model, not a curated record